This is a messenger RNA of Glycine soja, 1739 nucleotides long. Its product is annotated as putative RING-H2 finger protein ATL12. Bases 388 to 1620 code for a protein of 410 amino acids. Lineage: Eukaryota; Viridiplantae; Streptophyta; Magnoliopsida; Fabales; Fabaceae. The transcript has 2 exons. The record is from RefSeq and is a predicted model, not a curated record.
CAAAUGUAUAAUAUGUCAAUCAUGGACAACGUUUUUUGGGUCAGAAGAUACUCUCCAAUAAACAGGACUCCAAGCUGAUGCAUGCUUUUGUUUUCAUCGACCAGAAGAUAUUCUAAUUAAUUGUCCAAGACAAAGCACUACAAAAACCAACAAACAUUAAAAGCGUGCAGGGUGGGGACUGUUAUAGUAAAAUAGAAAGACAAGAUUGAAAGCUUUCCAAGUUGUCUGCAUUCGUUGGACUAACACCAGUGGAGAGAUGCUAUGAUAUGUUAUGCCAAUCAAGUAGUAGCAGCCAUUUCUGAUUUCCACUCACAAAUGUUUAUUUAGUAAGAAAAGAAUCAAAAAGAGAGAACCAAAAUCUGGUAAUUAAGAUCUUCUCUUCAGAAGAUGUGUAACACCCUCAAGUUCAACCCCUUUAAGAACCGUUUGCUAAUAAUGUUCAUGCUGGUUCUUUCUCUCCCCUUCAAUGUUCAAUCCCAAGCCAAAGAUAGUGAAGAACAGAACCUGGCAGAACUCCCUCAAACGGUUCAUCCAAGCAAGGGAAUAGUAAUAGCAGUUCUCUCCACAAUGUUUGCCAUAACAUUACUCUUACUUCUCUAUGUUAAAUUCUGCCGAACUAUCCCUCAUGAACUCCUUAGGCAAAACUCAAAUCUCCAAAACUUUCAGGGCCUAACUCGAUCAAGGUCUAGAGUUUCUGGGAUUGACAAACAAGUAGUUGAAACACUUCCUUUCUUCAAGUUCUCUUCCCUCAAGGGUUCCAAAGAAGGCCUAGAAUGCACCGUUUGUCUCUCCAAAUUCGAGGACACAGAGACUCUAAGACUUCUUCCAAAGUGCAAGCACGCUUUCCACAUGAAUUGCAUUGACAAGUGGUUUGAAAGCCACUCUACGUGCCCUCUUUGUAGACGCAGGGUUGAAGCAGGGGACAUUAAAAACCUCAACUUUUCAUUAAGCUCGCGGUUCCUCCGAGUUCCUUCAAAUCUCACGGAGGAUCCAAACCUUGAAAUCUUUGUUCACAGAGAGCCAUCUCAUGGAGGGUCAGCAUCGAUCCAAAGGUCAUAUUUACCCUUAGACCAGCGGUGUCGAGGAUCAUCGAGAAGAGGCUUUUGGGACGUGGGCAAGUGCAAGAAACAAGAACUACUGCUUAUUGAUGAUAGCAGUUCUAUUGGUGGGACAAGAAAGUGGAACAAACCGGUGCACGUGAUGAAUCAUAAGAUAGUUAUCUCUAAUGUUUUUACGAGGAGCAGGUGGAGUGAUCUUAAUGCUUCGGACCUGUUGUCAUUGAACAGUGAGAUGCUUAAUGAUGUUUGCAGUGGGAGAUUCUGUUUGUGUCCUUUGGAAUCCAGCGACGACAGCGGAAAUUUUCAUGGGAUUUCGAGUUCUAAUGAGGAAGAAAACUCGUUUACGGCACUGAAUAGUCCUGCGGAGAAGAGGUGCAUGUCUGAGAGGUUUACACAAAAGGGGAAGGAGAAUAGGAUCAGAGAAUGUGUGACAUCUAAUGGGGCCAGUGAGAGGCUGUGGAAGGUUUGGUUGCCAAUUGCGCGAAGAACGGUCCAAUGGUUUGCGAUACAAGAAAGGAAUUCGGUUGAAUUAGAACACAAAACCUUAGCUUCAAAUGUCUGAUCAAUGCGACUAAAUUGUUGGUAACGUGUAUGUUUGUGCAUUCAACGCAGCUUCGUUGUCGGUGUACUCACAAAAAAAAAAAAAUUAAACUUAAUUAUUUUAUUUUUAUUUUUUUAGUA